ACCGGGUUGUGGGACAGUGUUUUUAUUCAGUCCGUUUUUAGUCCACUUCUCAUCCACCUGUGCGUUGCUUCACCAAAAGAGUAACUUUAGGCUAACAUGACAAAGAUUCUGUUAGCUUACAGCGUUGUUAAAUCUCUGAGGCAGGGAUGUGUGGUUGGCAGAAGAGUGGGAAACACGUCGGCCUGGCUGAGACUUCAAACUGCUAAACUUUUUAGUGUGAAGGCCCAGACAGCACACCUGGUCUUGGAGGAUGGCACCAGGAUGAAAGGGUUUUCCUUUGGGCACGAUGCCUCAGUAUCAGGGGAGCUAGUCUUCAAUACUGGGCUGGUGGGGUAUCCUGAGGCCCUGACUGACCCAAGCUACAGAGGUCAGAUCUUGACCCUGACUUACCCAAUCGUAGGAAACUAUGGUGUACCCAACACCCAGGAGCUGGAUGAGCUGGGCCUGAGAAAGCAUGUGGAGUCAGAACGUAUCCAGGUAUCUGGUCUUCUGGUUCAAGACUACAGCCACGAGUACAGCCACUGGAACUCUGUCAAGUCUCUGAGUCAGUGGCUACAAGAAGAGAAGGUUCCUGCACUGUUUGGGAUAGACACAAGAAUGCUGACCAAGGUCAUCAGAGACAAGGGCACAGUUUUAGGGAAGAUUGAAUUUGAUGGGCAGCCUGUUGAAAUAUCUGACCCCAACCAGAAAAACCUGGUAGCAGAGGUCUCAACCAAGGAAACCAAAAUUUUUGGAAAAGGAAAUCCAAUCAAAGUGGUGGCAGUUGAUUGUGGUAUUAAACAUAACAUCAUUCGCCUUCUGGUUAAGAGGGGUGCAGAGGUCCACCUUGUCCCCUGGGACCAAGACUUGCUGAGUCUGGAUUACCAUGGCCUUUUCAUCUCCAAUGGACCCGGAGAUCCUUCUCUGGCCAAGACACUCGUCCAGAAUGUCCGCAAGGUGCUGGAAAGUGAUCGUCCUCAGCCGGUGUUUGGAAUCUGUAUGGGAAACCAAAUCACUGCUCUGGCUGCAGGAGCAAAGUCAUAUAAACUACCUAUGGGCAACAGAGGGCAGAACCAGCCAGUGCUGAAUGUGAUGACGGGCCAAGCCUUCAUUACGGCGCAGAACCACGGCUACGGCAUAGACAGCGAGUCCCUGCCCCCAGGGUGGAGCCCGCUAUUCAUUAAUGCCAAUGAUGGCACCAAUGAGGGCAUCAUGCACAACAUUAAGCCUGUUUUCACGGCUCAGUUCCACCCGGAGGCUAAAGGUGGUCCCACAGACACAGAGUUCCUCUUUGAUACUUUCAUAUCCCUGAUCAAGAAAGGAAAGGAUGCCAACCUAGUGUCAGCCAUGCCCAGGAAGCCCAACAUUCCUCCUAGAGCCCAGGUGUCAAAGGUGCUGGUACUGGGUUCUGGUGGCCUAUCUAUUGGUCAGGCUGGAGAGUUUGACUACUCAGGUUCUCAAGCCAUCAAGGCUAUGAAGGAGGAGAAUCUGAAGACUGUGCUCAUGAACCCAAACAUAGCCUCUGUUCAGACCAACGAGGUGGGCACAAAACAGGCUGACUCAGUCUACUUCCUGCCUGUCACGCCACAAUUUGUAACUGAAGUCAUCAAGGCUGAGCGUCCGGAUGGCAUCCUUCUCUCCAUGGGGGGACAGACAGCCCUCAAUUGUGGAGUAGAAUUGUUCCAGCGUGGCAUCCUGGAGAAAUAUGCGGUGAAGGUCCUUGGAACACCGGUGGAGUCCAUUAUAGCCACAGAGGACAGGCAGCUUUUUGCUGACAAACUGAUGGAAAUCAAUGAGAAGAUCGCACCCAGUAUCGCUGUUGAGUCGGUGUCUGAUGCCUUGAAAGCAGCAGAGCAGAUUGGCUACCCAGUGAUGUUACGAUCGGCUUAUGCCCUGGGAGGUCUGGGCUCUGGUCUGUGUGCCAACAAAGAAAAGCUAGAGGAAACCGCCCACAAGGCUCUGGCCAUGAGCAGUCAGAUCCUAGUGGAGAAAUCUUUGCUUGGCUGGAAGGAGGUGGAAUAUGAGGUGGUGAGAGACGUGGCUGAUAACUGUGUCACCGUCUGCAACAUGGAGAACUUCGACCCACUGGGCAUUCACACAGGUGACUCUAUAGUAGUGGCACCAAGCCAGACAUUGUCCAACGAGGAGUACCACAUGCUUCGUGAGACCGCUAUCAAAGUGGUCCGCCACCUUGGCAUUGUAGGUGAAUGCAACAUUCAGUACGCCCUGCACCCAUCAUCAUUGGAGUACUGCAUCAUUGAGGUUAACGCCCGGCUCUCCAGGAGUUCAGCUCUGGCAUCCAAAGCCACUGGGUACCCCUUGGCAUUUGUAGCUGCUAAGCUGGCUCUGGGAAUCCCCCUACCAGAGAUCAAGAAUGCUGUAUCGGAGAAGACCACAGCCUGCUUCGAACCCAGUCUAGACUACAUCGUCACUAAGAUCCCCCGCUGGGACUUGGACCGCUUUCAGGGCAUGUCCCGUGAAAUAGGCAGUGCCAUGAAGAGUGUUGGAGAGGUGAUGGCAGUGGGCCGGACCUUUGAGGAGAGUGUGCAGAAGGCCCUGAGGAUGUGUCAUCCAUCAGUGGAUGGCUUUGUGCCCCGGCUGCCACUCAAGAAAGCCUGGGCUGAAACCCAGGACCUGCAACAGGAGCUGGCUGUGCCCUCCAGCACCCGCAUCUUCUCCCUCGCCAAGGCCCUCCACUGUGGCAUGAGUGUAGAUCAGAUCCAACAGCUGACGGCCAUAGACAAGUGGUUCCUCCACAAACUCCACAGGAUAACACAGCUGGAGAAACACCUAGCAAACUACAAGAGUGGCACAGUACCCACAGAGCUGCUGCUCAAAGCCAAGCAGGAUGGCUUCUCAGACCGGCAGAUUAGUCAGAUUCUGGGCUCCAGUGAGAGAGUGGCCAGAGAGCUGAGGCUCACUCAUGGUAUCAGACCUUGGGUCAAACAGAUUGACACCUUGGCAGCAGAGUACCCUGCUAUGACCAAUUACUUGUACUGUACCUAUCAUGGUCAGGAGCAUGAUCUGGACUUUAAAGACCAGGGAAUUAUGGUUCUUGGUUGUGGGCCCUACCACAUUGGGAGCAGUGUUGAGUUUGACUGGUGUGCGGUGUCCAGCAUUAGAGCCUUGAGACAGAUGGGCAAGAAGACGGUGGUUGUCAACCACAACCCUGAGACCGUCAGCACUGACUUUGACGAGUGUGAUCGCCUUUAUUUCGAAGAGCUGACCCUGGAACGCAUCCUGGACAUCACCCAACAAGAGGGUUGCUCUGGCAGCAUUGUGUCAGUAGGAGGCCAGAUCCCCAACAAUCUGGCCGUCCCGUUGCACCUCAGUGGGGUGAAGAUUCUUGGGACGAGCCCCCUGCAAAUUGAUCGGGCUGAGGAGCGCUCCAUUUUCUCCAGUGUCCUAGAUGACCUCGGCGUGGCGCAAGCCCCUUGGAGGGCCCUUAGUUCUCUGGAAGAUGCCUUUGCAUUUGCCAACCACGUGGGCUAUCCCUGUCUACUCCGCCCCUCCUAUGUUCUCAGUGGCUCUGCAAUGAACGUUGUGUACGGAGAAGAGGAGAUGAAACGUUUCUUGGAGGAGGCCACUCAGGUGUCCCAGGAACAUCCAGUGGUCAUCACCAAGUUCAUCCGCGGUGCCAGGGAGGUAGAGGUGGAUGCUGUGGCGAAGGCUGGCAAGGUUCUGGUCCAUGCCAUAACAGAGCAUGUGGAGGACGCUGGGGUGCACUCAGGAGAUGCCACCCUAAUGCUGCCUACCCAGACUAUUAGCCAGGGGGCACUAGAAAAGGUUAAGACCGCCACCCGCAAAAUUGCGCAAGCAUUUGAAAUUUCGGGGCCCUUCAACACUCAAUUUCUGGUUAAAGGCAAUGAUGUCAUGGUGAUAGAGUGUAAUCUGCGGGCGUCACGCUCCUUCCCUUUUGUAUCAAAAACAAUUGGUGUGGACUUUAUCAAUGUGGCAACCAAAGUGAUGGUGGGAGAGCCACUGGAUGAGGCCAGCCUGCCCUCGCUGGAGAAACCCAUCAUUCCUGUAGACUAUGUGGGCAUCAAGGCACCCAUGUUCUCCUGGCCACGGCUGAGGGAUGCAGACCCCGUACUUCGCUGUGAGAUGGCCUCCACUGGAGAAGUAGCUUGCUUUGGACCAAACAUUUAUUCAGCCUUCCUGAAAGCGAUGCUCUCCACAGGCUUCAAGCUGCCACAGAAGGGCAUUCUGAUUGGGAUUCAGCAUUCGUUCCGACCCAAUUUCCUGGCCACAGCACACCAACUGAAGGAGGAGGGCUUCAAACUCUAUGCAACUGAAGCCACUUCUGCCUGGCUGUGCGCCAAUGACGUGUCAGCCACUCCAGUAGCCUGGCCCACUGAGAAGGGAGAAAAGACCAGCUUGCCGAGUAUUAAGAGACUGAUCAGCGAGGGUCAUAUUGACCUGGUGGUCAACUUGCCCAAUAACAACACUCGUCACCUGAAGGAUAACUUCCUCAUCCGUAGAAUGGCUGUCGACCAUGGUGUUCCCCUCAUCACCAAUUACCAGGUGGUGAAGCUGUUUGCAGAAGCUAUUCACUACGCAGGUGAGCUUGACACUACCAGUCUCUUCCACUACCGGCAGAAAGACAGCCAACAAAGAGGGGUUAGCCAGCAGGGCUAGAGCUUCCUCCCCCAUAUCUCACUCACCCUUUGGUUCCCUUUGCAAAACAGCAGUAUUAAGCAGGAGCAAAAGUUUGCAAUAUAGUUUGUUAAAUGUUCCUUCUGUUUUCCCAUCCCAUGGUGCCAAGAAGGUGAUAUUUUAGUGGCAGGGCUUGCAGUCUGUUAGGAGUUACUUAGACCAAAACGUAAUAAUCAAUGAUGUUCAUAAACCCUAUACCUCAUGACAAAUUUCAUAUCAGUAUCUACUGUGAUAAGGUGCCUUUUAAAAGGGUUUCUAACUAAUGCUUUUAUUGUUGGUCAGUAAUUUUCUUAUGUUUUAUAGGUAGGUUGUAAACUAUUAACAAGCAGAUCUCGUGUUGCCAGGUAAUGAAAAAUCUGUGCUUGGUUUUCCUCCUCCAGGAGGACGCCUGCUUAUAAAUGUUGAUAAAUAAGAAAUGGUUCUUGCAAUAAUUAAAGUUUGUAUCUGUAAAUCUUAAGAAGUUGUUAUAAAAUGGAUUGUGGACCAGAUAGUCUGCCGAUCUUUUCCAAAUGGUCAUUGUCAAACAGGUAUCAUGCUGCCGGAGGAAGGAAGACCAGCCAGAGAUUUUUACAACCUGAUAGUCCAAAGGUGUUUAAGUGAGGUAUAAAGCAUUUAGUGAAUGAAUUAUUAGUAAAUAAGAACUUACGUUACCUCAUAUAGACCGCCCCAUAAAACGUGACUUAUAAUAGAGUGGUACCAGAGAGGGUAAAUUAUACUGUCUUUUUUUUUUCCACUGAAGUAUAUCCCAUAAAGGACAGUGUUGCUGGUGUGUUACAGUGGUUGUAUGGUUUUGCUUUUGCUUUUAUUUACAACCAGCAGUUUUUAUUCUUUGCUUCACAUUUCAAUUUGGGGCAUUUGUGAAUUUGAUGCAAUGACAGUUUUCAGCUUCUCAGGUCUCCCUGACUUUAUUUUAAUACCAGUGGUUUUGGUAAAUCCCUUUUUACUCUUUUGAUCUCAUUCAUAUAUAUUUUGUUUUAUACUUAAAAUGGUGCAAAAAAUAUAUUGUAAACAUGUACAAUACAAAUGGCUUUUAAAGAUGUUGAUAAGGUAGCUGUAAGGUAAUCAUUAUGCAUUUUCUGAUAUCACUAAACUUUUAUUUUUCAAGAGCUGCAGCCUCAUACCCUAUCUUUAAAGCUUGAAGUUGAUGAUAACUGUUUAUGUAUUAUAUACAUAAUGUACAUAUUCAAUGUACAAUGUAUAUAUUCAAACUGAGUCUGCAUUUGAACCUGCUCUGCGUUUUAAAAGAUCACACCAUAAGUACAUUUAUCUAUGUACAGAUAUAAUCCCCCACUCUGUUCAUUUUGCUGUUGUUUUUUUCAUGUGUGUUAUGUAAGAAUCCGGUGAAAUACAAUCAG
Molecule: messenger RNA, 5990 nt
Organism: Toxotes jaculatrix (banded archerfish)
Lineage: Eukaryota; Metazoa; Chordata; Actinopteri; Toxotidae
Gene: cps1
Product: carbamoyl-phosphate synthase 1, mitochondrial
Exons: 38
Coding region: 97-4617 (1506 amino acids)
Biological process (GO): 'de novo' pyrimidine nucleobase biosynthetic process; L-arginine biosynthetic process; L-glutamine metabolic process
Cellular component (GO): cytoplasm; carbamoyl-phosphate synthase complex
Molecular function (GO): ATP binding; carbamoyl-phosphate synthase (glutamine-hydrolyzing) activity; metal ion binding
Source: RefSeq, a predicted model, not a curated record